This is a messenger RNA of Durio zibethinus, 1806 nucleotides long. RefSeq lists its product as uncharacterized. Lineage: Eukaryota; Viridiplantae; Streptophyta; Magnoliopsida; Malvales; Malvaceae. Gene Ontology annotation, biological process: regulation of DNA-templated transcription. The record is from RefSeq and is a predicted model, not a curated record. Gene Ontology annotation, molecular function: double-stranded DNA binding.
UACUAGGUUGAAAUUAGUUCAGCGAAGGAUAAUACUCUCUCUUUCCGGCCUCUCCUUGUCCAGCCACUAGCCGCCACCUUACACAGAAUCCUGCCAGUUCCGCCGCUGCUGACGCAGUCUAUCGCCGGUGACUGCGUAUGCCGGCAACGGAAGCCCAAAAACUCCUUUGUUUCUCAUUCUUCUCCCCUUCUUUCCUUUUGGCCGGUUUGGAUUUUUUUUUCUGAAAACCUCACUUAAAAGCUAUAGAGCAUAUUCCCUUCUACAUAUUUGCUUAGAAUUACACAAAAAAUUCUGACAUGUUCCCCAAAGUUCAUCUAGUACUCAAGCUCCGGUUUCUCGUCUCCUCCUCGAACUGCCAGUUUCCAACUAUAAACUCCGCUGUUCGAAUUACUGCCACCUAUUCGACAAUAUGCCAAAACCAAGUUGGAAGCCGGAGGGCAGAAGUUAUGGAGCAUCCGAGAGAUUCUAUUGAACUUUUCAGGAAAUGGGGUUGCAGCGAAAAUGAUUUGUUGAAGAUUUUUUCACGCCGGCCUUCUUUGCGCCAUGCUCAAGUUACUCCCCUGUUAUCCAAACUCAACUUGCUGAGUAGCUUGGGACUUACCGGUUCGGACAUUGUUAAGAUAAUCAGUUGUCGCCCUCGUUUCUUGUGUUAUCGUAUCAAUAAUUGCUUUGACGAGCGGGUUGAAUUUCUCAUGACACUAUUCGGGUCACGAGAAAUGCUUCGUAAAGCCCUUGUUAGGAACCCUUCGCUCUUGUUGUAUGAUUUCCACAAUAGGAUGAAACCAGUCAUUGCGUUGUAUGAAGAAUUUGGAGUUAGCGGAAAUGAUCUGAUUAAAAUGCUCAUCUCGCGGCCCACAUUGAUCCCAAGGACUUCUUUUAAUGAGGAGAAGAUGGAAUAUAUAAAGAAAACAGGGGUUUCAAAAGGUUCCAAAAUGUAUAAAUACGUGGUUGCACUUAUUGGCAUAUCGCGGCUUGAGACUAUACGUGAAAAGGUGACAAACUUGGAGAAAUUUGGGUGUUCAGAGGAGGAGGUUUGGAGUCUUUUGGCACGGUCUCCCCUUAUUUUGACAUUAUCAGUUGACAAGGUUCAAAGGAACAUGACUUUUAUUCUGGGGACCAUGAAGCUCUCUCCAAAACUGGUGCUUCAGCACCCUUUUUUGCUGUUCUGCAAUCUGGAAGCUAUAUUGAAGCCGCGGAUAUUAUUGGCUGGGAAGCUAAAGGAAAUGGAGCUCCAUCCACAGAUUAAGGGAUCACUGAUGUUAAGGGCACUGAGGAUGACAGAAAUUCGAUUCUUGACAGCAUUUGUUAAAUGUCACCCACAAAAUGUGGCCACUGAACUGUUGGAGUUCUACGAACAUGCUAAACGUUGCAAGCGAUUGGCGGAGGCCUCAAAGAAAAUACUGCGCACUGGAUUUCCAUUUUGAACAUUUUCGUUUAUCAGGUGCUGCUGCGUUCAUUUCUUUUGCUCCUUGAAAGUUUCACGAGUUUAGAUGUCAAGACUAAUCAUGUUUUUAGAAACUAGGAUUUCUCCCCUCUUGUGCCAUGAUGAUUUCGUUAGCGGUUCUUUUCGGAAUUCUAUUUGUUAUUCUCAAUGUGUAAUGUGAGACUCAAAUUUUGGCACAUAAAAGUAGAUGCCUUUUCGUGUAUCAUUGGUAUUUUCUCUGCCAAAAUCCCUUCUACUCCCCCGGGUUGAAGAGCUAAAAAUUUAGCUUUGUUGGGUAUGUCAGUCGUAACCUUUCAUCAGCUUAAGGACUGUGAUUAUAGGAUUUAUUUAAUAAGUGGUAUGAAACUUAUAUUAUUUAUUUA